AUGAAGACGGUUAACUGUUACGUGCUGCUCUUCUGCUGGAAAGCAAUCUGCUGCAAUACCUGUGAGCUCACCAAUAUCACCAUAGCAAUAGAAAGAGAAGAAUGUGAAUUUUGCAUUACUGUGAAUGCCACAUGGUGCUCAGGAUACUGCUUCACAAGGGAUCCAGUAUAUAAGUACCCACCAGUAUCAUCUGUUCAGCAAACAUGUACCUUCAAGGAGGUUGUGUAUGAAACUGUGAAGAUCCCUGGCUGUGCUGGCCAUGCCGAAUCUUUGUAUACUUACCCAGUAGCUACAGGGUGCCACUGUGAGACCUGUGACACAGACAGCACUGACUGCACUGUGCGGGGACUGGGACCAUCCUACUGCUCCUUCAGUCAGAACGGAAGCAAUCAAUGA
This is a messenger RNA of Nothoprocta perdicaria, 396 nucleotides long. It is a transcript of the gene FSHB, whose product is annotated as follicle stimulating hormone subunit beta. NCBI's taxonomy places the organism in Eukaryota, Metazoa, Chordata, Aves, Tinamiformes, Tinamidae. Gene Ontology annotation, molecular function: hormone activity. Gene Ontology annotation, biological process: G protein-coupled receptor signaling pathway. The transcript is spliced from 2 exons. The record is from RefSeq and is a predicted model, not a curated record. Bases 1 to 396 code for a protein of 131 amino acids. Gene Ontology annotation, cellular component: cytoplasm; extracellular region.